Acipenser ruthenus (sterlet) is the source of this 2317-nucleotide messenger RNA. Its product is annotated as leukotriene B4 receptor 1-like. The coding region runs from base 115 to 1143 and encodes 342 amino acids. Gene Ontology annotation, cellular component: plasma membrane. NCBI's taxonomy places the organism in Eukaryota, Metazoa, Chordata, Actinopteri, Acipenseriformes, Acipenseridae. Gene Ontology annotation, biological process: complement receptor mediated signaling pathway; phospholipase C-activating G protein-coupled receptor signaling pathway; positive regulation of cytosolic calcium ion concentration. The transcript is spliced from 3 exons. The record is from RefSeq and is a predicted model, not a curated record. Gene Ontology annotation, molecular function: complement receptor activity; leukotriene receptor activity.
GUUACCACACAGAGAUUCACAGUUCAUACCUGCACGCUAGCCUGUUGUUUCCAGACCUUCCUUUCAAAUUAAAGGAUCUUGAUUCCCAACCGUAUUCCAGACCAGCAUCAAACAAUGAAUUUCUCCUCUUCUCCCUCCCCAUCCUUCUCCUCUUCUCCCUCCCCAUCCUCAUCCCCUGGCUUAUCUCCAGUCCUGGGCACUGUCAUCCUGACCUUGGCAUUUGUUCUGGGUUUCCCCGGGAACUUGUUUGUGUUGUGGACAGUGUUGUGUCGUGUGGCCCGUCGCUCUGUCACCUGCCUGCUGGUCUUGAAUCUGGCCGCAGCAGACACCCUGGUUCUGCUCACCACUCCCUUCUUCAUGCGUUACGUCGCAGGGGGGCAGGGAUGGGAGUUUGGGAUAGCCUUCUGCAAGCUGGUUCAUUACUUCUGCAGUGUCAACAUGUUCACCUCCAUCUUCCUCAUCACUGCCAUGAGCCUUGACCGCUUCCUGGCCGUGUCCCGUCCCUUCCUGUCCCAGCAGCUGCGUACCAAGAGGGCCCUGCUUAAGACUCUGCUGGUCAUCUGGAGCUUGGCUUUCCUCUUCGCAAUUCCCAUGCCCGUCUACCGCAGCGUUUUUCCAAUUGGAGGAUUGUUUUACUGCAUACCAUUCCACAGCGAUCCAAAGCACAUGAUUUUCCAAUACCUGAUGGAGACCAUCGCUGGGUUUCUGAUUCCCUUCACCAUUAUCCUAUUCUGCUCUUUAUACAUUUGCUGGAAAUUGAGAAGCACCGCGUUUGAGAACAAAAGCAAAAGCAGACAAAUUAUCCUUUCUAUUGUGGUCGCUUUCUUUCUCUUCUGGAUGCCCUACCACAUUGUGAACCUGAUCCAGGUUUCGGGUGCUUUAGCUGGGGAAGAAUCAGUCAAGAAAGCCCUCCUGGAUGUUGUGGACACCACCAAACCCAACGUGACGGCUUUCGUGUUCUUUAGCAGCAGCAUCAACCCAAUUCUCUACGUCUUUGCCGGGAGCUCUAACAUCCAGAGCGACGGCCUCAAUUUCAUGGCUGUCAUGUUGGAGAAAACCAAUUCCGAAAUGCCGGGAUCAAGGGGUUUUUCCCAGCCAAGAAGAGAUUCACCAGAGAAUAAAACACUUUCCCUGUCAACUUGAAGCAACCCGAUGUCUACCGGUAGAGUAGAGCCUAAUUGCAGUCUAGAAUUUCACAGAAUUUCAACUAAUACCUGUGGAGAAGACAAAUUGGAAGCUCUACUGAUAGAAACUCAGUGGGUUAUCUAGCCAUGUUGUUAAUGCUGAAUUCCUGGGAUCCUUUAAUUUGUGUGCCAUUAGAUUGCUGUUUUUUCACUCAGGAUCAAUCAUCUAGAAGCUUUCACAGACAACAUGUGGUCGGUGGUUCUAAUUUCAUUAUGUUAGUGAUAAAAUACCUUCAUGUGACACAGCUGUUAGACCUAAUUUACACCCUGCUUGAAUGCUAGCGCUGGCCAGCGUUAUGAAGCAUACUGUACCAGGCGUGUGGGUAACUUGAAAAAUAUCUCUUGGCAAUUGAAGCUAGACUUACUGGUCAACAGUUUAAAAUCAAAGGUUUCUAUGAUGAUUGAUCUUUUUUUAAAAAAAUACCUUCUUGUACAUGAAAAGGAAUAUAUGGUGAACUGUCUAUGGCUCCAUUAAAUCAUAGAAAUUAAUGAAGGCCUGGUAAAACAAGUGAGGGGGAGCAAUAAUAACAUAGGACCAUAUUUAGAUUUAGUAAGAAUGCCAUACGUCUGGGAAAAUGUUUACAGCUAACAAUGAAUGACCUUGGCCAGAAAGCAGGUGAUCUAAAAACAGGAUUUUUGUAAAAAGAGGGAGGUCACGUUUAGUUUAAAGCAUUGAAUAGGUAAAAUGGGGCUGUUAUAUUGACUAUGUUCUUGAUAGACUGGAUUUAAGUGAAAAUAAUUGGAUCUAUAAUUGUAGACUUAGAAGUUUGCUAUGAAACUUCUAACAGCCUCUAUCCAAUACGUUUUAGUUAAUUUUUAAACCACAUCUAUACAUGUAAUAACCAACUUACUAAGGAGGAUGUCUUUUGAUGUUAAAAGGGAAAUAUAUUUUUAAUCCAGGAUUGGAAUAAUUGAACCAAAGUAAGUGAUAUAUAUUGAACACAUCUUUCUAUAUGUAUUCUUCUAUAAUUUUUCACUGUAUUGUUUUAUGCAUUUUUUUACUGUAUAUCAUGUAUUAUGCAUUUCAUUGUAUUUAAAGUAAUAUGGAUUUUCUUAUGGUUACUUCAUCUUGUAAAGAGCUUCGUGAUGGUGGUCCACUGUGAAAGGUGCUAUAUAAAAUGAAGAUUGAUUGA